AUGGCUCCUAAUACUGGUAUUGCGUCGGCUGGUGGUCGGUCUUUGGACCCCGCUAUGCUACAUACUGGCAAAUGGUGGAACCACAGUCAUAUUGUCAAGCUCAACUUGCUGCUCAUCAUCCCCCUCAUCACCUCGUAUGCCAACGGUUUCGACGGUUCGAUGAUGAACGGUCUCCAGUCGGUCGAGCGCUGGAAAGCUGGUCUCUCGUCAAUCAUCCAGCUCCUCUUUGUCUGGUUCCUUCCCGAGUCUCCUCGUUGGUUGAUCAACCGAGGUCGUGAUGAGGAGGCUAAGGCUAUCCUUGCCCGCUACCAUGCUGGUGGUGAUGGGUCACAUCCACUCAUCUCAUUCGAGUACAAUGAGAUCAAGGAGGCCAUCGCUCUCGAAGCUGAGGCUGCCCGCGUCUCUUGGCUCGAUCUCUUCCGCACUCCAGGCAACCGUCGCCGCAUGAGGAUCAUUCUCGGGAUCGGUGUCUUCUCCCAAUUGUCUGGAAACGGCAUCAUCUCCUACUACCUCACCAAGGUCCUCGACGGUAUUGGCAUCACAAGCUCUAACGAUCAGACCCUCGUUAAUGGCAUCCUUGCUAUCUUCAACUUUAUCGUUGCUACCGGUGCCUCCAUGACCGUCGAGAGGGUUGGUCGUCGCCCAUUCUUCAUCAUCUCGACCGCUGUCGGUGCUGGUCGCACGCUCCUCGCUUUCGUAUUCAUCUUCAACGGUUUCUACGACAUCGCCUACACACCUCUCCUCGUCUCGUACACUGUUGAAAUUCUUCCUUUCCUCAUCCGUGCCAAGGGUCUCGCUGCGAUGAACUUCUCCGUCAUGGGUUCCAUCAUCUUCAACCAGUACACCAACCCCAUCGCCUUCGCUGCCCUCAAGUGGAAGUACUACCUCGUCUAUACGAUCUGGCUCGUGUUUGAGUUGGUCUACGUCUGGCUCUGGGCCACCGAGACCAAGGGUCGUUCGCUCGAGGAGACCGCAGCCCUGUUCGACGGCGAGGACGCAGUCGCCGAGCUCAGCAAUCGGACUGGACACGACAUGGCCCAACUCAAACAUGAUGGCUCGGACUCGCAGGACGAGAAGCUCAACAUUGAGCAUUCUAAGCGCGAGAUUGCCUGA
This is a messenger RNA of Serendipita indica DSM 11827, 1113 nucleotides long. Lineage: Eukaryota; Fungi; Basidiomycota; Agaricomycetes; Sebacinales; Serendipitaceae. The record is from the annotation of a GenBank genome assembly.